UGUGUAGGGGUGGGUAGGUGAGUGUGCACGCUCAUGGGUGUGUGGAUCUCAGAGGACAACACUCUGAGGAGCUGGCUCUGUCCUUCCAUCCUCAGUUCUGAGCUUGCCCUCAGGCCAUCAGGUGUGACAGUAAGUGCCUUUCCCCACUCCACCGUCACAUGGGCCCCACACACCAAUUUUUAGUGACUUUAAAUUGGGCUUCUUUUGUUAGAGUUUUAUGAGAGGCCUUUGUGGCCUAAAACCUACUAAUAUUGAAAGCACCUUUCUGUGACUCCAGGUGGCGGUGCUGCAGCCAGGGACUAGAAAAGGACAACCGUAGAUAUUCCUACUAUUAAAUGAAUAUGUGAGGUUGGCGUUCAUUCAGUUAUCUCUAAUUUAAAUACUGCUGUGAAGGGCAGAGCUUAAAACCUUCCAUUAUAAAGUCAAAUAGCGUGGGUUUGGCUUCUAGCUCAGCCCUGUUAUGUGACCACAUGAGUUAACCCCUUCAAAUCUACCUUUCCUCAGGAAUAUUGAGAGCCACAGCAUGGAGUCCCUGCUUUCUAGGGGCCCUGGAUAUCACUCAGUGUGAUAACGUGCAAAGUACACAAGACCGUGAGGAGCACAUGCGGUCGGUGAUGCGUCCUUCCCUCACAGUUGGCACUGUGGGGCCCACUUACGACUGUUUGGGAAACUUAAAGGCCAUUUUGAUGAGUUCCACCUUGAGAAAACAUUUUGCCCUGCCUAUCUUUGAGGGCUAUAAGGAAGAUCUAUGUCUUCGUCCGUCCUAAGAAGAAGGUUUGGGGAAAGCAACCAAUUACCAGAUUAUUAGAGUAAUGUUGUUUACUAGUGAAGGGCUUCGAGGUGAUUUAAACACCACCCCAGUCACAGCUUUCAGAGCUGUUCUAUGGGUCCUUUAAAUUUUAAUGAAGAUUAAGAUAAACUUCAGAUAAAUGCUUCGUCAUUUUAAAGAAGCUGGGUUGCUAUUUAAAUCUUCUGGGACUACACAGGUUGACACAGGUUGAAUCCCAGUUGAUGGCUGAGGCAGAAGUCUCUCAUGUUCUUGAUGAAACCUCUCUGGAGAAGCCCUCGUGCAGAGAGAGGUGUUUCCUUGGUGAUUCCAGAUCAAGUGGAAGUUGAUGAAUAAGCAGCUUUCAGCACAGCCACUGAAUGAAGAGCCCUGGGCAGAGCAGCUCUUUGUUCUGGCUUCUCUCAGAGCUAAAGUAAGGGCUUCUGCUCACACGGUGCCUGCAUUUGACCCAGCAAGGCACGCAGGUGUAGUGCACUGAGAGUUGAACUUCACACAGCUCAAUGGAAAAUGCUAAGGACGGCUCCAUUAACCAAAGAAUCUCUGCACACAGACACCCCAUGAUGUUUUCUGCCAUUUUCUGCCACCUGCCCCCAAUGCUAUGGUCUUCACAUCCUCAGUGAUCACAGAGAGGCAGAGGAAGCCUCCUGUCCUCUCCCUUCCCCUAACUUUUAUCUUACAUCUUACCGUGAGACAAGGUCCUACUAAGUUGCUCAGGUUGAUUAGCCUUGCAAGUGUCCUGCCUCUCCCUGCGCUGAGCCUAAAAUGAACAGAAGAAAGCCCAGUGAGUGUUAGCUUCUCCUUUCUUUGGCCCCUGCUCUUUAAAGAUGGGGGGGCGCACCUGGUCCUGUGCACACAGAGCUGACUGGCAACUGCUGUGAUGGAGUUGUCUUCUCAACCUGGGAGCCUAGAUAAGUCCUCUCUCCCCUCACUUGCUUCUCAUGAGGUGUUGGUCACAAUGUCCAGAACAGACAGACACCACUAUUGGAUUUGAUUCUGAUUCUGGCAGGAGGGUAUAAAGUGUUUGCGUUCAAAGAACCGUGAAGCAAGGAGAACAAGCUGCUGUGGGCCUUUCAAGCCCAGGAAUUCUGCAUCCAUUCUGUCUUUGGCAGAGCAGCCUGGGUUUAAUGGGAGGGAGAAGUGUUCCCUGGAGUUUGUUUCUGAAGUGGUUGCUUUCUGUUUAUUCUGCUUUUCCUCAGCUUCCUCUCAGUUGACAACAUGCAGCUGUCUCUCUCUGAAGAGGGAUUUCGUGUCCUUUGAACCUAAGGAAGUGUCAGUUUGCUUUCAUCCAGUAACAUCUCAAUAUUUAAUCCUGAAGGGAAAGACCGAAACUGGCCUUUUCCCAUGUGAUCUGUGGAAGGAUGUCAUAUCCUGUAAAAGGUACAUGGAUAAUCAAUCACCCGAGAGAAGGAUCUAGCUAAGCAGGUCACCUGCCUAGUUAAUAAUAUGGAUUCUGUUCGUUGUUUUAUACCUAAUGUGUCAUUUAAUUUUUUAUACCAAGUCAAUGAAGCCAUACAAUAUAGUCUCUACUAUAUAGGAGGAAACAGAGAAGCCAGCUUCUAAAUCAUGGAAUCCACGUAGGGUAUGAAGCCUCAGACUAUGCCUUCGGCCACUCUGCUGACCUCCUUACUUGUUUGUUUAAAUAGAUGUGGCAGUUAUAGCGAUCCUCUCAUUGGUCUCCCAUGUUCAGGUAUCUUAACACCCUCCCCACCCCCCAUGUACAGGACACACAUGCUGGUGCAUUCUGGGGGCUGGGUGUUAAAGAGAAAUGUAGAGGAAGGUAGCCGAUAUUUCAAAACUGCCUGGGAGUCUUGGGAUUGGAUGGCAUAUAAGGACUUAUUGUUUUUAAUUAAAAAAUUGGGAUGUAAAUUGAUUAAGUAAAAAAUAACAGCGGGGCUGGGGAUUUAGCUCAGUGGUAGAGCGCUUACCUAGGAAGCGCAAGGCCCUGGGUUCGGUCCCCAGCUCCGAAAAAAAAAAGAACCAAAAAAAAAAGAAUAACAGCAACAGCAGCAACAACAACAACAAUAAUAAUAAUGGGAAUACAGGCAACAUGGGCCCAGCAGGUUACAGAUCUUGUCACGCGAGGUUGGCAAGUUGAGUUUAGUCCUCAGAGCCCAUGUAAAGGUUGAAGGAGAGAACUGACUCACAGAGGUGUCCUCUAACCUCCAUACAUGUACCCGAUGAUGGUGGUGGUGGUGGUGACAUUUUUUAAGUUUUAAAGUUUUUGGAAUAUUUGAGGAGGUAUCAUAUAGGUGAGGCAAUGAUCGGUUUGCGUGGUUAAAUCUGCAGAGGGCUGACUUCAGCUCAACAGGGAAGAACUUUCUAGCUGGAAUCAUCUGGUAGAACCGGCCGGUUGUGAGGUAACGGCCGUGUCCAUUGUUAGUGCUCUGCAGUCAUCCUCUUCCCUGUCAUCAGACAGUGGCUCUCGCAGUCUUCAGGAUAGGCCCAGGCUCAGAGCUGAAGCGAACGUCUCAAGGUUGGACACUGAAGAGCUGUAUAAUCACUCCGUUCAGAAGGCUGAUGCUGUGUGCUGAGAACAGGAAAGAAAUGGAGGAUUGGAUCAGCUCUCUGAAGUCAGUGCAGAGCAGAGAACCCUAUGAGGUGGCCCAGUUUAAUGUGGAACAUUUCUCAGGGAUGCAUAACUGGUACGCCUGCUCCCACGCCCGGCCCACCUUCUGCAACGUGUGCAGAGAGAGCCUCUCUGGAGUUACCUCCCAUGGCCUAUCCUGUGAAGUAUGUAAGUUCAAGGCUCACAAAAGAUGUGCAGUAAGGGCAACAAACAACUGCAAAUGGACCACGCUGGCCUCCAUCGGGAAGGACAUCAUAGAGGAUGAGGAUGGUGUCGCCAUGCCUCACCAGUGGCUCGAAGGCAACUUGCCUGUGAGUGCCAAGUGUGCAGUGUGUGACAAAACAUGUGGCAGUGUUCUUCGCCUGCAAGAUUGGAAAUGCCUUUGGUGUAAGACAAUGGUACACACUGCCUGCAAAGACGUGUACCAUCCUGUCUGUCCACUAGGCCAGUGUAAAGUUUCCAUCAUCCCUCCAAUUGCACUGAAUAGCACAGACUCUGACGGUUUCUGCCGAGCAACCUUUUCGUUCUGUGUCAGCCCCCUCUUGGUGUUCGUCAACUCUAAGAGCGGGGAUAAUCAGGGAGUGAAGUUCCUUCGUCGCUUUAAACAGUUGCUCAACCCGGCUCAGGUGUUUGAUUUAAUGAACGGAGGGCCCUAUUUAGGCCUGAGAUUGUUCCAAAAGUUUGACAACUUCCGGAUCCUUGUCUGUGGAGGAGAUGGAAGUGUAGGCUGGGUUUUGUCAGAGAUUGACAAACUGAACUUGCAUAAACAGUGCCAGCUUGGGGUGCUGCCCUUGGGUACAGGCAAUGACCUUGCUCGAGUUCUUGGCUGGGGAGGGUCCUAUGACGACGACACCCAGCUCCCUCAGAUACUAGAGAAGCUGGAACGAGCCAGCACCAAGAUGUUGGACAGGUGGAGCAUAAUGACCUAUGAACUCAAACUGCCAGCAAAGGCAUCUGUACUUCCUGAGCCUGCAGAAGCGACUGAAGAAUUCUAUAUGACAAUUUAUGAAGACUCUGUUGCAAAUCACCUUACGAAAAUCCUCAAUUCCGACGAACGUGCGGUGGUCAUAUCGUCUGCCAAGAUACUCUGUGAAACCGUGAAGGACUUUGUUGCCAAAGUGGAGAAGGCACAGGACAGAACACUGGAAAAUACAGUAGUAGCUGAAGCCGUGGCCAGUAAAUGCUCGGUCCUAAACGAGAAGCUUGAGCAGCUGCUCCAAGCCCUGCACGCAGACUCCCAGGCCAGUCGAGUUCCUCCAGGGGUCGGCCCUGCAAUCCCUGAAGAAGACACCGACACCGCCAGUGAGGAGUCCUUGGGUGAAAGCAAGGACCAGCUCGUGAAUGACUUUGGGAAACCCUCCUCCCAGAAAGCCGUGAAGCCCCGGGAAAUAAUGCUGCGGGCAAACAGCCUAAAGAAAGCAGUGAGGCAAGUCAUUGAAGAAGCUGGAAAAGUUAUGGAUGAGCAGACAGUGCAGCCCUGUGAACCAGUUAGUCCAUCUUGUGACUAUGAUACAGAAGCAGAUGAAGCUAAAGAGGAUGACACGAAAGAGUCGUUAUCUGCCAAAACCACACCUCAGUCUCCUGAUGCCCAGGCAAGCCGUGGUCAUUCCCAAAUUGAUUCCGUCGCUGGUCCAGCUAUGGCCACCACCAAAGAAAACCUCCCUGUGCUCAACACCAGAAUAAUCUGCCCAGGUUUGAGAGCAGGACUUGCUGCCUCCAUAGCUGGGAGUUCUAUCAUCAACAAAAUGCUGCUGGCCAACGUAGAUCCUUUUGGUGCAAUGCCGUUUAUUGACCCCGACCCAGAUUCGCUAGAUGGAUACUCGGAAAAAUGUGUCAUGAACAACUACUUUGGGAUUGGAUUAGAUGCAAAAAUUUCGUUAGAGUUCAAUAAUAAGAGAGAGGAGCACCCUGAAAAAUGCAGAAGCCGAACGAAGAACUUGAUGUGGUAUGGCGUCCUUGGGACCCGGGAGUUACUGCAGAGAUCAUACAAGAAUCUGGAACAAAGGGUUCAACUCGAGUGCGAUGGGCAGUAUAUUCCUCUCCCCAGCUUACAAGGCAUAGCAGUGUUGAACAUCCCAAGCUACGCAGGAGGCACCAACUUCUGGGGUGGAACCAAAGAGGACGACAUAUUUGCUGCUCCAUCCUUUGAUGACAAGAUUCUGGAAGUCGUCGCAGUCUUUGACAGUGUGCAGAUGGCAGUUUCAAGGGUCAUCAAAUUGCAGCAUCACCGGAUAGCACAGUGUCGUACAGUAAAGAUCACUAUAUUUGGUGACGAGGGAGUCCCAGUGCAGGUGGAUGGUGAAGCAUGGGUCCAGCCCCCCGGGAUCAUCAAAAUCGUGCACAAAAACAGAGCUCAGAUGCUGACCAGAGACAGAGCCUUUGAAAGCACCCUGAAGUCUUGGGAAGACAAGCAGAAGUGUGACACUGGGAAGCCAGUUCUUCGAACCAACCUAUACAUCCAUCCCACCGCUGACCUGGCCACGGAGGAAGUGUCACAGAUGCGGCUCUGCUCCCAGGCCGCAGAGGAACUCAUCACUAGGAUUUGUGAUGCAGCCACGAUUCACUGUCUCCUGGAGCAGGAGCUGGCUCACGCCGUGAAUGCGUGCUCACACGCCUUGAACAAAGCCAACCCACGCUUCCCGGAGAGUCUUACGCGAGAUACUGCCACUGAAAUAGCCAUCAACGUCAAGGCGCUCUAUAAUGAAACAGAGUCUUUGCUAGUUGGCAGGGUUCCUUUGCACUUGGAAUCUCCUCAUGAAGAGCGGGUGUCCAGUGCCUUACACUCUGUGGAGAUGGAGCUGCGGAAGUUAACCGAGAUCCCCUGGCUGUAUUACAUCCUCCGCCCCAAUGAGGACGAGGAGCCUCCUAUGGAUUGCACCAAAAGAAACAACAAAAGCACAGUCUUUCGCAUAGUGCCAAAGUUUAAAAAGGAAAAGGCUCAGAAACAGAAAACAAGUUUACAGCCUGUCCAGAAUUGGGGCACAGAGGAAGUUGCUGCUUGGCUGGAUCUGCUCAAUUUGGGAGAGUACAAAGAAAUCUUCAUCCGUCAUGACGUCAGAGGGGCUGAACUUUUGCAUCUGGAAAGACGAGAUCUUAAGGACCUGGGGAUUCCGAAAGUGGGUCAUAUGAAGCGAAUCCUCCAGGGAAUUAAAGAGCUUGAACGGAACCCUCCCAACUUGGUCUGAGGUGUGAUCACACUGGUGCUAUUUCUGGGAAGCGAAGUCCUCACCACUCAAUACAGAGUUCUUGGAAGCUGCUGGCUGUUCUUGUGAUUUACUGCACAGAUAAGCACCUCUGGAGCACCUCUCCCGAUUGAUAUUUUGCUGUGGGUGAAGGUUUUGAUUUGAGGUAUUAGAAAAAUAAUUUUUUUGUGCCAAAAAAAAGACCAUUUCACAAAGCCAUGUUCUCAUUGUGCAAACCUGACAUGCUAAGAAAUGCUCCCAGUAGUGGAAGAAGGAUCAGACGAGGUUGCUUGUCUAGAAGGUGGGCUCGCCCGCCCACCCAUCGUCCAGUGCCCUUAGAUCUGGGUCCACAGGAGGGUCCUCUGCACCUGCGGCCAGUGACAGUGCGUAUUGCAGCUGAAACUUCACAGGCUUCAUGGCGAAGGCGAUGGCUCCUCCCUAGAAGCCACCGGUUAGGGGAAGAAGCUAGGAGUCGAGCUUUAAGUUUCCCCCCCGACGUUCCCAGUAUCCACUGGUCAAAGAAUAUGGUGAGCCCAGCCCAUCACACACUAUGACUGAUGCAAAUCUGAUGCACGGCGUUCCUUGCCUGAGUUGUUUUUCUUUUUUCUUGCAUGUCAUAUAUAUUAUUGUAAUAUUUCAAUAGCUUUAACGUCUAUUAUGAUGAAAUUUAACUUAUUACCACCCAUCUACCCAAGCACUUUUUGGUUGGUUAAGGGCACUUUUGAGUAAAUAUCCCAUACCUAAGACUCUGUGAAUGUUCCUCUGUGCCAUGAUCAACAGAUGAUAUACAUCUUAUGCAAACCAGGUUAUUGCCUGUCCCAACCACAGGUGUGGGCACAUGGAGAAUUAUUGGGCAUUUUCAUAAGCUUACAUGUUCGGUUGCCUAACAAAAACUUACUCCAACUUUCCAAACCCAAAUUCCUACAUUUUGUUCCCAUUUUUUUUUCAUUUCAAUUUAAUAACCAUUUUGAGUUUCUGCUUUAACUUGUUAAGACUUGACAUCCAGGAAUUUUCCAAGGUCUCGGCUGAGAUUCCUACCCUGGGUUCCGGGGACUAGCUGACGUGAUUAUUGACAGGAGUCACCGGUGGAAGGAAUUUCAUUUUGUUUCUUAAGGGCUUUUUGUAUUGUCUCACAUUUGGAUAGUCUGUCAGGUAGAUAUUCCCCCUUUUCUAAACCAUUGUGUGUCAUUGUGGCUCAAUAGAACUAUCAAGUAUUUGAAAGCCAAAGGUAUACAUGUCAAAAAAGUAAAGCAGAGGAAUCUUUGCUUUCUGGUCAUUUUAUGCCAAAAAUAAAUUGUAACAUUUGAAAGUUCUAUAAGGGAAUCAGGCAGGGUUGCUGACCCAGCAGAGAUGGUUUUGAUAAUCUGCUUGGCAGGCGCUCAGUAGGUAAACAUACCCACUCAUGUGCACACACGUCAUGCACCUUUACCUGGAUGUGCACACUUACUGACAUAUUAUCUUGAGAUAAAGUAUCCCUGGUACUUUUUAGACAAUCAUUUGCCCAAUGCUUAGUGUUUUAUCUUAACUUUUAACUUGGGUAUUUGCUAGAAAAAAAAUCACAAAAUUUAAAGACCUUGAGAAUAAAUGAAGGCCCAACAUGAAGUUCAGUGGCAAAGGGCUUGCUUAGGACAGACAAGGGCCUUGGUUCCACCCAUGGCAGGGCAGAAACAAAGGGGUCAACAGACAAACCCAAUGGGUCCCUGGCCAUAGAACUAUGUCUUAUAUUUUACCCAAGUUGUGCACAAUGGAUGCUCUCCAAAGAUAAUUCCUAUCAAGGCUUUUGAGCUGAUAAUAAACCAGUCCCUUAGUAAUUUCAAUAUUAAGCUUCACGCCUGUUAACCUUGCCAACAUUUUCUCUGAAACCAGAUCAUCCCAGAGCUCUGCCCAGAUCACGUUCAAGAGAAAAGAGGUGGGGGUGGGGAGAGGACUCCAGUAUAUAAAGAGUGUAUUAAUAUAAAACACAUGAUUGAGUUUUCAUCUCCCCCCAAAUACAUCAUUGUCAACAGGAAAAACAUUCUAAUGGCUGCUGCCCUGGGGGUGCACAAUGAUUGGCUGUUUUUGCUUGGCAAUCUUUUCAGUACCUGCUAACACCUUUUAUGUAUUCCGUAAAAUCCUGACUUGUGGAAACACAUUUAAAUGGAAUGGCUUUGGGAUGAUGGAAAUUCUUUAAGAUGACAGUUUGGACGAAUGAGUUUGUCCAGUGUGAACAUCCUCUCUAGUCCGUGCCUACAGGGGUCUGGAUUGGACUCCAGCGAGCCCUGACACCUGCUUACCAGCAGUGGACUCCAGAGACUCCGUCAAUCUCCUCUAGUGUCACGGAGAAGCUGUCUUAUCCUAGUUGAGGUUUCAGAAUGAGGGAAGUGCGAGUUGCCUGCCACUCGCUUGGUCCAGCCACAUUCAGGGUACCGAGGGCUGGUUUCUGAUCCUCGCUUAAGAGGAGAGAGAUGCUCAGGUGGGCGCCCGACGGGACAGCAGCUGUCUCUCUACUCCAAAGCACUCCCCCCACUCCAGGAAGGGAACAGAGUCGGAUGUCCUCCAGUGACUAGACAGUUCUCAUUCAUGUCCUCCCACAUACUCACUGACCUCUGCUCAUCUCCCUCCAUCAGUUACCCCAUGGCGAGACGUUGGAGGGGAUUAGAUAAAUUUCCAUUUUGCUGGACAGUUGAAAUGGAGAUAUUGCAGUGGUUGAGAAGAUGCCAGCAGUGGACGUCCAGACCAUGUCCGUGCUGUCUGGCACCUUAGCCACUGUACACCUGUGGCUAUUAAAUUGGAGUUUAGUCUUACUAGAGAUUCUGUUUAUCACUUGCACUGCCUACAUUUUGAAUGCCCUGUAACCACAAAUGAAGACUAUUUCCACCAUUACAAAAAUAUUUCGUUUGACAGCAGUGAACAAGUAUCCCUGCUACCAAAAUGUGGUCCAUGGGCCAUCAAUCAGCAUUAAUGUCACCAGGGAGCUUAUGAAAAUGUAGACUGUUGGAGCUGACAAGAUGGUUUCAACAGGUCUGGCGACAGGUUUGAUGCCAAAUGCCGUAUAAAAGUGGAGAGAGAGACACUUACAGACUGUCCUCUGACCUCCAUCUUCCCGCCAUGGUGUCCUCACCCACAUCCACACAAUUAAAGGUACAUUCUUUAAAAGCAGAACUUCAUAUUCACUCCCUGUCUGCUUCUGGAGUCUUCCUCCUGGUGAGGGAUUCCUGGGGCCUCUCUCCAGCCCUUGGGGACAUUAAGCUUCCCUGAUCCCACACUUGGCUUAGCUUGGUCUUACUCAGUUGCUCAUGACUUAAUUCACGCCAACCGUUUCAGAAGAACAUGGCCUGAGAUAAAGAUUAGGCAGUCUCUUUCAACUUGCAUGUUCUCAUUUUCUUGUAUCAGUAGAGUGUCCUGUGGACAUACUUCAUGCUCGAAGGGACGUAGCGGCCCGUGCACACUAAAUGGGUCAUUAAGUAUGCAAAAGGAAAAAAAAAAGAACCAGAAUGAUUGUAAGAAAGCUGAGUGUGCCGCUUGAACUCUGAAAGCAGGCAUAUUUUUGCUAGAUUUGGAUCUCUGUAUCUUACGAUAACUUCUCUUGAUUUGCAUGUGGUUCAUAAUCCCUUAAAAAUAACUGCUAGCGGCAAUAUCUUCUUGGCCUCCAAAUUCAAAUGAAUUCUAUACCGAGAUCUUUUUCCAGUGAUUUAUUGUCAGGAAUCUGUCCCUUAAUUAUUUUUAUUAUAAAUUACCCAAAUGUAACUUCCUAGCUUCUUUGAUGUAUAAGAUCUUACUCUUUUUAUAUGAAUUGACAGGCUACUAAUUGAAAAAUUAUAGGCUAUACAUCACCUAAAGUCAGUCAUUUACACCUGCAGCUGAGCCAGAGUGCAUUGUGAACCUUCAUUUUCCAAGGGUGAAUUCUUUAGGGAUAUCAAUUUUAAUUUAUCUGUAAAAGUCAAUCCCCCCUUUAACUCCAACUUCCGGAGACUCUCUUGCUCACCCCACCCCGAACCUCAGUGGACACAUUCUCUGUCUGACAACUCUAAGUUUGUUAGAUGCGGGAUUUAUGGGUGGUUAAAAGAGAUGGCAGUUUUCAAACUCUACCCAGUGCAGGUGGGAAUAAAGGAGAUAGAGACGAAGCACCCUCAGAAGGACCGCCGUCCAGUGGGACUGCUUUGCUAGUGGCUUCCUGGUCUCCCCUUCUCUCCCUGCCCACCCCAAGGGGAGCAAGACCUUCCUCUCCCCUGUUUCUGCUGUGGUGUCCCUCAGGUGACAUCUGUGUCACAGUAUCUGUCACGUUGGUAGUGAUACCUUAGCAAUAGGAUUCCUCCACAAAGAAGCAACUAGAACUUUUCAAGGGUGGUAAUUGUUUUUUUGCUUUUUUUUUUAUAAUAAGCAAAACAUUAUUUUUCUUUAUAUUGUUUUCCAGGUUUUGUUUAGACAUAUUUAUGUUAGAAGAGAAUGUAUCAAGGUUUGUUGAUGCAGAGAACAAAGAGCUAAAGACAGCUGGACUGUACCUAUCUUUUUGUAUAGUAUUUCCAGGUAAAGAAGUUAAACCAAGACUGCAUUAACUCAAUAACAAUGCUUAAGAUGAUAGACUCCACAUUAUAUAUCAUAAGUGAGCAGCCUACUUCCGUUUAUGUAAUUUAAAAUGUAAUAUUUACAUUAUUUAAUAUACUUCUAUUUUUUUGCACUUCCAAGUUUUCGUUGGAAAAUAAAAACCAAACCAUAGCCUAAAAAGUACUUAAAAAUCCACAUAAAAAUAUUUCCUAUUAGCUACAAGUUACCCAUGUGUAAGACUGUGUAAAUAGUCUGGCCAUUUCAUAUUCUCUACAUUUCAAAAGUAAAUGAAUCAAAGAACAGGGUUACUUAUUUAAAAUGCAUUAAGAUAAAGACAUUUCAUGCUCAACUGCUGUCAAAGUAGAAUAAUGCAGUUCAACACAUAAGCAAACCAGGAAGAAGGAGGUUUUGUGACCCUUAGUGUUUGAUUGUAGUGUUGCUCACACAGCUUAGCCAUUUCUACAAUCUGAGUACUACCUGCAUAUGCAGCUGAAGGUUGCUAACAGUGCUGGUAGCUCGUUCUGUAAUAGGUUUGGGGAUUAUAACACUCACAGCCUUGUGAGUUCUAUCUUAUAUACUGAAGAUGACCAAUACAUUGGAGUAAUAUAUUUAUCUAGAGCUGGUAAAUAUGAAAAUUAUUUUCAAACCAUCGAUUAAAUGAGGUUGACUUUUUUCUUCGGGUGGGAUAAAGGUCACUUGUAUAAACAAAUCUCUAUUUGUAUAACAGCUUUCUCCUACUGGUGUUAUUAAUUUUCAUACUACAGCCUUUCUUACCUUUUUAUACCAAAAGAGUCGUCGUGCUGCUUAUUCAAGCUUGCCAAGAUGUGUUUGAGUCUGAAGACUCUUGGCAGGCAAAAAUACUUAAUAACAAGCAGAUACAGAAGCUUUGUAUAGUUUGUGGCUUUAGGGGAAAGAGUUGUACUUUUGAUUUUCUCUGACGUCAGCAUUGUCCCAUGACAGUAUUACUUAGAACGGCUGUAUAAAUCAGUCCCCUUAUUUAUUAUGCUGUGAAAUGUACUCUUUAUACAGAAUACGUAGUCUAGCUCCUUUCCUUUUUACUGCUGUUGCCUGGAGUGUGAUGGCUCUGUUAAUGGUUGACUUAUAUACUUGAAAUGCUCAUUUCUGUGAAACAGACGCCCAGUGUACUCCUUCUUUAAAAAAAAGAAAAAGAAAAAAAAAGAGAGAAAAAAAGUAUUUUCUUUCCUGUCUUAGGUAACUGAGUUACAGUUACCAGUCAUAGGAACUUUUCUACCAAGUGAUUUUUAUAUCUAAAAAGGCACAAAGGAGAAAGAAAGGCUAAAAUGGACAAUGUGUUUAAGAGCUCCGUUAGGAUGUAUUUUGCCCGGCCUACGUUAUGUCUUCAGUCUGUACGUUUUUUUCUUGUGGUGGGUUUUUAAUUACUGUGGUGGAGUCAUGUCUGUGUUGCACUGGCCAGUCUGGCAUUCUGACUAACGUUGAAUCUUGAACCCUACAACAAAUCUAGUACCUCUGAUAUCGAGCCCAUGUCCCAGAGUCUCCGUCGGAAACCCGUUUCCUGGCUUUGGGGCACACUGCAAAUGGAACCCACGGUGGAUAACCUUUGCUUAUUUCUGUCAAGUAACCAGAAAGUUUAGCUAAGUUUCUCAUUGUUUCAUUUGCAUUCUUGACUCAAAUUUAAAAACCUAAACAUUUAAAAUGCAUUUGCACGACACGCCAUGCAGAAUAAAAAUCACUUGUUUUUCAAGGAAGGAACAAAUAUCCUACUGAACGUUGCAGAGCAAAGAAUUCGCUUUCAUCCCUAAAUCCAACUGUUUUUCUUCUUCUGUUUUAUGAUGUAAGCAGCAGGUGAAUCAUGAGCCACAUAAACCCAUUCGGGAGAUUAAAAAUUAAUUUGCUUUUAAUGACAGCUUCAUAUUUAUUUCCCUGUCGUAGAUGCUUUUAUUGAGGAUAGGAAAAGUGAGAAUAUAUAGAUAUUUCAGGAACAUGAAGCAGUUUGGCAAGGCCCUAGACUUGAGUUUGAACACCUUUUCUCUUUGUAUUACAGAAGGAUCGAACCCAUGUAAAAUGUAUCAUAUGGUGGGCACCUUGGAAAGCUCCCACUGGUCAAGUCUAACGUCCUAGCUAGAAGUUAGCUAAUUCAUUCUCCGAGGAGGCCAUUUUACUGCAGAAAUUUGCAGGUCAAUUAAGGAGGCCACCAGGGUUGGGGAGCUAAACUCUUAGACAUUUAGAAAGGCCCCUGCAAAUGUUUAUUCCCAGGGCAGAGCUGUCUGUGCUUUCCAAAUACACAACAGACAGGUGGAUCUAGGCAUGGGGACUCAGACGGUUCCUUUAAAGGACAUCAUAAAGAUGACUCAGUCCAUACAAUGAACACCAAAGACAUUUUCAUGAGUUAGCUGAGCCCUGAAGGGUGUGAUAUGUUUUCCUUUGAGACAAUACUUGUUUUUCACUCACCUCUUGGAUCUGAAGAGGUUCAUUUGGGCACACCUUGUCGCUGGCCCAUUAUGUCCUCUACACACUAAUAUAUUUUGGUGCCUUGGGUCCCCAGCUCUAAGAGUUGCCCAACACUGCCAGUUUUAAGUAAUCAAAUUUUUUUCUACUAUAAGAAAGGACAGAUAUCAUCAGCCCUACCUAAAUUUACUAUGUUUUUUUCCAAUGACAUUUUAGUUUAAAAGAAAGGCAUUCCAGUUAUAACAUGAAAAAGAAGUGGUCCAAUCUGGUAACCCUGGACAAUGCAUUUGGAAAUAAAAGUGGAAGGCAAGUGUCUCAGUGAUAGAGUGUUUACUCUGCAAGCGGGAAGCCCUGGCUCACUCUAACAUUGCAAUAGUAGAAACAACCAACCACAGCAAAAUGGAAGUGAGUUUGAGUGAGUAACAUCUACCCAGAGUAGGUCCUGAGUCUCUGAAUCUGCCUAUUUAGGUUUUCUGUGUUCAUGUUAAAUGGCUACUUUAAUGAGAUGAAUACAGUUUUCAGUCAAGGCCCUCACAUAUUUCCUUAGAGUAACUGCCCCAAAAAGGGACAUCACAGAAAAGCAGUCACUUAGAAGCAAAGCCACAGGAUUCCUUGCCAGCUUUCCCCUGGGAUGUGACAAUCUUGAUGUUUAAGCACUGUCCACAGUGGCAUCUUUAAUCCAGAGCUUUCCCUCUUCCCUACAUUCUCUGGCUUGGACUAGUAUUCUGUUGUUGCAGCACACCUCCAAAGACAUCCCACAGAGAAACAAGCAGAUGUCAUCCCGAUUGUUUGCCACAGUGGACUAAAAGAAAGAAGUGUGAGCGUAUAGUCACAUGACGUUUUGAUCUAGUCACUAAUUGAUUCUUUUGGUUUUAGCCAGUCAGGGAAGAAGCCAUGGUAGACGAUUUCUGCUCUGAGGGGUUCUUUGUCAAAGCUGGCAGUUCUUAUAGCAUAGCUUGAUGACUCAGAGCUCCUGUGGCAUCCCCUCCCCCAACACUGGAAGGUAAACACCAUGUGACAAGGAGAAAUCCUAAGCUAGAAUUCAUCUGUGUGACUUUUGUUUGCUUUGAGCUUAUUUGUAUUAUUUGCAGAUAUGGUCUUAACUGAUGGUCAUAUCCCAGGCUGGCCUCAAACUCACCGGGUAGCCCAGGAUAGCCCCAACUUGUAUUCCUUUUCCACAUACCACUAUAGCAUGUUGUUGGUCGUAACAACAACUUUCAUGAUGACAGAUCUGUAAAUGAUUAUUCUAGAAUGAUAAAGCACAUUGACUUGCAGAUAUUACUUUGCCAGGAAUUCGUUUCCACAGUAACCUGCCAUAGAGAUGACCCUACUUUGGCUAUAACUUCAACACUUGUCCUGUUGUGGAUGUCAGCUAAAUGGCACCAGUGUUUUGAUGUGCAAAUGAGAAAGGUCUUGGGACCCAUAAUUGUUUUGUUCCCUCAACUUUUACUUGGAAAACCACCAAAAAGAUAACACUGGGAUUAUGACACUGUUUUUCUGACAAGAUAUUUGUAACCUAAACUAUGAAACAAAACUGUUCAUCCUAAUGGAUUUUGGAUUACAGAAGUAAAAUUUUUAUAGUUUUUUUGUUGUUAUUUAUGCAGCUGUGUAUUUCCUUUUUUACCAUCUCAGUUCAAAUGGCAUCUUUAGUUCUGUGCUGCCUUGGCUGUGGUAAAGUUAAUCCCACGGCCUUGACUCAGUCUUUGCCAUUUUCUUUCCUGUCCUUUUGCCAAUUCCUCAGCAACUCAAUUUCCUACUUGCUUUCUCACAUCCCCGAGUACGGAGACACACAUUUGCCUUGUGUUCUCUUUGCUAAAAGUCCUGAGUAGGCUUUCCUGUCCCUUAGCAGUGUGGAUCAGUGUCCAUAGGCCUUUGCCUCCAGAAUGGCUUAUUCAGCACAGAGCAGGGGAGGCAAGGACUGAUCCGUCAGCCCAGCUCUGCCUGCUCUGCCUCCCUUUAGCCCUGCUUCUCCCCUCUGUCAACCUUUCUAACCCAGGAGUGCAGAGCAGCACCAGCAUGGGAUUUAGUACCUUGGCAGAAUGACCUGGUACAGGUCAGCUCACCCAAGAAACAGUGCACAUUCAACCUUCUGUGAUGCUCUGUUGGGAGGCCUCCAACCUGUAAUGCUUCAGCUUCAGCCUUCCUACCGCGUGCUUUUGUUGUUGGUUGUUAAAUCCAUCUCAAUGAUAACUUUCAGGGCAGUAUUUCUUCCACAUUUCAUGUAUAUUCAAAGUUUUUCUGUUUGUGUCAUAUUCAGUUACACACACACACACACACACACACACACACACACACACACACACACACCUCCCACUGAAUUUUUUACUAGUUCUGUAGUCCCAGAGUAUAGCUAGCACAUAAUAGGACUUUGGCAAAAGUUUUUGAAUUCUAUUUUCAUACUGUCUCAAACUCAAAAUGCCUUCAAAGUCUUGUGCUUGCAAGGAUGCGUGUCUUCUGUGCAAACAAACAGAAGUCAUCAGGCAAAAGCAACUAUUUUGUCAAGGAUCCUCACCCAAUAAUCACAUUCCUUUACAUCAGGAAUAUCUGUCACAUAGGAAUUCUUGUUUCUGAAAGUGAGAUAUGAUUUCCAACAUUUCUGACAAAGUUUUGCUUGUAAAUCACACACCUGCCCUGCAGAUUGUCUUUCCGUUCUAUACACUUGACUACUUACAGUCUUCAUAGACAAAUAUAUAUUAAUUAUGGACUUGGAAAGGAAUAGAAAACAGUAAUAAAGGUGAAAUUUUUAGACAGUAUUUGCCCAAGAAGACACAGAUGAAAUUUGCAUGAUUUUGGGCCAUUUACUGUUAAUGUUUGUCGUAUUAGAAAUGUAGGAAGAUCUGUGACUAUCAUUACUCUUCUAAAACAUAGUGACUAAAAAUUUGCUAUUGCCUGUGGGCCUGUUUUCCUUUACGACUCUCUGAAGCCAUUCUACCAUGUCCCCAGAUAAUGGUAAAAGUUAUCACAGCGCUCUUUAAGUUACAUCUCUUGGAUGAACACCAGUCAAUUAAAUAAUUAAAGUGCCUCUUCUAGGCACUUGGUAAACUUUCCCUCCUACUUUGUAACCUUGAUAACUCACUUAGAUGCUGAGGGUACGGGUCAAAUAAGACAGGACUCUUGUCUGGUGGACUCUACAUUUGUUCACAAAUUGAUCUUUCUAAAGUCUGUGAGAGUCUUUUACGACAAACAAAAGCAGUUUCUUCUCUCAGAUUAUUUCGUCCAUGUCUCCUCCCACCCCAACGCCCUCCACACCAGCCAAAUCUAAGUCACCACGAAGCAACCCCACUGUUAUUCUCACAACUCUCAUAUUCUCAUGUCAGCCCCAGUGCUGGCCAUCGCUGACCAAGAGUGUGCCUCGUUAACCCCACGCCAUGCUACUUCUGCUGCACGAGGGCCUGUGCUGGACGCAAGUGUCUGGUUUAUAGAACAGGAAAAAAAAAUCUCAGGUUUAUUUUGGGAAGGCAGAAAUUCAUGACAUUUUAAGCAAAAUACAUGAGGCAACGUCACAAACCCACAGGAGAGGAUGAAGGUCACACAGUGUUGCUUUGGAGAUCAGAAGUCUCCAUUUGCAGUUGGUUGAAGUGGGUUGGCGUUACCUUAGAUGUCCUGAUGGUUUAGGUAGGAAGUAAUGACAUUUGACAGGGAGCAAACCUGUUAUCUCAGCAUUAGUGACAGUGGGUGUAUGUGUCCCACAAGGGUCUGCUCUGUAGAUGAGCCACAGCAAACAUUUGUGUUAUGAUACUGACUUCUGAAUAUUCAUUGACAGGUAGGCUAUAGAUUUCCUUUAUUGAGAAUGAAAAAAUAAACUGUCUUUACUGUCAGUAACUUUUCAGGGAGGGAUUUGCUGGUUUGUAUUUUCACAUUUCAAUAAGCAUAUUUUGAAAUCACUAUUUCCCAUCAUCUAAAAUACCGUAUAAAAUAAGAGACACAUCUCUUAGCAGAAGAAAGGUCUUAACUUGAUAGCUUUUAUGCUUAGUUUGACUUUGUAGAUGUUCCACAAAAGAAGGGGGCAGGGAAGGCUGGGCGCUGUGCCCUUCUACCUAGGACAUUCAUUUCACUUCUCAAUAAACAUAGUCAGAACUUAUUUCCCAUCUGUUACUAUCAUGGUAAAAACCUAACAUAGCUCCUUCUCUUCUUUAUAUUGCAAAAGAUAGUUUUAAUUUAGUCUUGCCAUAUUUAUAGCUAAGAAUUUACUACGUUUUGGUAGUCUGUUUUGAAACUAAAAACUUAUAUCUGAAAGAUGCAGAUAAAGUCUGCCUAUUUCUUACACAGUGGGCUCUGUUUGCUACAGAAAAGAGUGAAACUUUUCCCAGCUUAGCACACUUGCCAUUGAAAUGGACCUGACAGAGCAGAGGUUCUGACUUUGGCUCUAAUUACUUUUAAUAAUGAUAAGACGUGAGUUUUGUUUGUUUACAUGCUGUUUACAAUGGCAUAAUUUUUAAAAAUCUAUAUGAGAACUGAGAUAUUUAUUGCAUACUAUUUUAAAGAUGUUUUAAUGUGUUUUCACCUUUGGAAUAUAUUGUUACAUUUCCUUGUACAGAUAAUUUGGGUGGCUUUGUUAAUGUAGCUAAUAAUUUCUAUGACUACUAAGUGACCAGUUUCGGUGCCUUCUCUUGUGGGAUGCAUGACUCUGUAUUUAUUGUAAGGAAGUCACUGAUGUGUGUAUUUUUGUACUUCGCUGAGAGUAAUGGUUGAUGUACCUGGUGAUGAGAGACGUCUUUCCCAAAGGGCACUGCCUUCAGGUUGACCUUCUCAAAUAAAAAGACUGCAUUGAAA
Messenger RNA from Rattus norvegicus (Norway rat), 18259 nucleotides. Lineage: Eukaryota; Metazoa; Chordata; Mammalia; Rodentia; Muridae. The record is from RefSeq and is a predicted model, not a curated record.